AUGACUUCCGCGAAACGGGGAACAGACCCGUCGGAAGCCACUCCGCUAUUGCAACAUGAGUCAACAACAUCAGAAUCCCGCCAAACCACUCACUAUCACAGUGUGACCAGUCAUAGCACCAAUGUUGAAAACAACUAUUCAAUUGACGAGACGCAAGAGCAGAUUAAUGCCCUCGGUCUGGUCCGGGUGACAUCAGCAGAAGGGCUAGACAUCGAGCCCGACCUAGAACGAUUCUCGUCGCGUGGCUCAGCAUCUGUGAAAAGGAACAAUGCCUCUGCCGGCAAUACAGAUGCCAUUCCGGAAGAAGAAGAUGACGAUGGCUAUGCUGCCAGAUUCAUCGAUGUAUCGCCAGCUCGAUUCUGGCUUAUCUUCGUCGGUGUCCUCAUCGGAUAUCUGAUCGGCUUCUUCGACUCCACCUUGAUGGCAUCGAGCCAUCCGGUUAUUACUUCCUAUUUCAAUGCCGCAAACACUGCUUCGUGGUUAUCAACCGCGUUCCUGCUCACAUCUACAGCCUUCCUACCGCUCUUCGGACGCAUCUCCGAUGCCUUCGGCCGGAAGCCCGUAUAUCUAUUCUCCAUCGUUAUGUUCUUCCUGACCACAGCAUGGUGUGGGUUGGCGCAAAGUAUCGGCAGCUUCAUUGCUGCUCGGGCCCUCUGUGGCCUUGGCGCCGGUGGUGUGUUCUCUAUGGGUCAAAUUAUAUCUAGUGACCUGGUUCGCAUCGAAUAUCGCGGUGUUUAUCAAUCUUACAUCAACCUGUGCUAUGGCACCGGCAGCUGCUUGGGCCUUGCCUUUGGUGGAUUCCUCUGUGAUCGUAUAGGUUGGCGUGGUGCAUUCUUCAUUCAACUUCCCUUCAUAUUUGUAUAUUUCAUCACUGCCGCAAGUACCAUCCCGGCGGACCUCGGCAUCAAACGGACCAUCAACUCGGAAAGAAUGACCGUGGUGCAAUUGAUUCGCAGCAUCGACCUGACUGGUGCAUUCAUCCUGGCUACAGCAGUGACCGCUCUGAUCAUGGGGUUGAAUCUGGGUGGUAAUGUAUUCCCCUGGGAACAUCCUCUGGUGAUUAGCUCUUUGGUCGCGGCUCUGCUCCUGGGUAUUGUUCUUAUCAGAUACGAGCGCGGGGUGCCACGCGCAGUUCUUCCGAUUGAACUGCUCUCGAAAAAUCCUCGGGCUAGCCUCAUCAUUGGCAACUUCUUCGGCGCCGUCUCAGUCAACACGGUCAUGUUCAAUGUCCCUCUUUACUUCCAAGCGGUCAAGCUGGCUAGCCCCACAGAUUCAGGUUUGCGUUUAGUGGCAGCAUCUAUUGCCAUCACUGCUUCGAGCGUCGGAACUGGAUUCUUAAUCACCUGGUCGAAACGAAUGAAGCCAACCAUUAUCCUUGGUGGUUUUUGCAUGUUGUUAGGCGGGUGUACCGCCGCGUCCCUCAAUAUGAAUACUCCCUAUGCGCUAGCGAUGAUCUGUGUGUCAUUUUCUAGUCUGGGGCAGGGUUUCUCAUUUCCCUCCGUGAUGGUAUCAGUGCUGGCUACAAGCGAGCAGGAUGACCAAGCUGUUGCAACUACCACCCUCGGUCUAGCACGUAACCUUGGAGCCGUAAUGGGUGUGUCUAUCAGUAGUUGGAUAUUCCAAAAUACUCUCUAUUACGAACUGGAACGGAACGUGAAGGGCGUGGAGAAAGACCAUAUCAUUGCUCUCGUUCGCAAGUCGAUCCGAGCUAUUUCUGGGAUUGACCCAUUGCACCAACAUCAAGUGAUCGGAUCAUAUGCGACUGCUCUACGCGCAACCUUUCUGUCCGCGGCCCUUUGGGGUGCCCUCAUGCUGCUACUACAUUCCCGCCUUCGUUUGCCCCGACUCGGCAGCAAGGCUUAA
Molecule: messenger RNA, 1863 nt
Organism: Penicillium waksmanii
Lineage: Eukaryota; Fungi; Ascomycota; Eurotiomycetes; Eurotiales; Aspergillaceae
Product: putative MFS multidrug transporter
Exons: 2
Coding region: 1-1863 (620 amino acids)
Biological process (GO): transmembrane transport; basic amino acid transport
Cellular component (GO): fungal-type vacuole membrane
Molecular function (GO): basic amino acid transmembrane transporter activity
Source: RefSeq, a predicted model, not a curated record